Messenger RNA from Triticum dicoccoides, 1695 nucleotides. Its product is annotated as F-box protein At1g67130-like. The transcript is spliced from 2 exons. The record is from RefSeq and is a predicted model, not a curated record. Gene Ontology annotation, molecular function: protein binding. Bases 114 to 1346 code for a protein of 410 amino acids. Lineage: Eukaryota; Viridiplantae; Streptophyta; Magnoliopsida; Poales; Poaceae.
UUGGCCCUUGGGCUCCAGCUCGCCUCCACCAGCCACCGCCGGAACUCCGUGUCUCGCCGCCGUCAGUUCCCGCCGCGCUUGGUUGUGAGCCGCAGCAGCAGGCCGGAUACGGGAUGGGGAACAAGGAGGUGGAGCAGGAGGAGGAGGAGCAGGAUGAUCAGGAGGAGGAGGAGGAGGAGGAGGAUCAGGAGGAGGAGGAGGACGACGAGCAGGGGGAGGAGGAGGAGCAGCAGGCGAUAGAGGGCCUCCCCAACGACCUCCUUCGGGAGAUCCUGUCGCGGGUGCCGUACCAGUCGCUGUGCCGCUCAAAGUGCGUGUCCACGGCGUGGUUCAUUCUCUGCUUCGACCCCGCCGUCCUCAGGAGGUCGCCCCAGACGCUCUCCGGCUUCUUCGGCCUCUCCGGCAGCGGCAACGACCGCUUCAUCAACCUGUCCGGGAGAGGCCGGCCGCUGGUCGACCCCUCUCUCGGUUUCUUGCGCGACCACGAGUACGUCACUCUCCUAAACUGCUGCGCCGGCAUUUUCCUCUGCCAAGGCUGGAAUCAGGCCACCGAACGCUCGGAAUACGUUGUGUGCAACCCUGCCACCGAGGAGAUUUGGGCUGCGGUGAGUGUGCCUCACACGCAAGAGAAGGGAGCUCCGCGACACUACACCUUCUGCUUGUGUUUCGACCCCGCCGUACCCCGCCGUUUUGCGAUAUUCAUCUUCAUCCGUGGUUCCUACGACAUAAGGAUGGUAGAGGUAUACACGUCCGAUACCCGAGAAUGGGUUUCCUUGCCGAGCGGAUGGGGUGAAUGGAUUCGGGUGUUUGGUGGCCAAAGAUACGUUUUCUUAAAUGGCACUCUGCAUUUCAUUGCCUAUGAUUCCGAGGAGGACACGUUUUACUCGGAGGAGGUCACAACACGCUCGAUAGUCACGGUAGACGAGUAUGGCAAAACGUGGAGGAGAAUUCCGCAACCGCCAAAAGCCGAUUUUACUUUUAUCGGGCAAUCUCUGGGGUGCUUAUAUGGUAUGCAGAUAGAUCAUGGUAACGCGGGUUGUCUGCUAUCAGUUUGGGCUCUUGAAAAUUAUGCUAGUGGAGAGUGGACCUUAAAGCACACUGCCAACAUUUUGGAGCUGCUAGAAAUGCCCUGUCUAGAGCACAGUGAGCGCUACACCUUGGUUGCAAUCCAUCCGGAACAGAACCUAAUUUUUCUUAGUGGUGGGAUGGAACCGGAACAGACACUUAUGUCGUAUGAUAUGGAUACCCAGAAGUUGCAUAGUAUCUGCACUCUUGGGGACUAUGGUAUGGUAAACCUUCAGCCAUACAUUCCCUGUUUUGCGGAACGGCCAUCUGAUGCUCAGUAAAUUUUGGAGGGGCUUCGUAUUUGCCAAGUUGGCAUGGCUCCGGUGCGGUCAGGAAACUCAGCUGUUGGGUUGUGUCAUACCUUCUAGUUUCCAGCCAUGGAUUACAUAAGUCCUUCAUCUACUCGACUAUCAAAUUUGGUUAUCAUCUGUUGGUGUACACUUGCAUUCCUUUUUGUGGUUGUCAACAGUGAUGUUCAACCAUCGAAGCUUGUAGGCCAUCCUUUCGUGUGUAAUGCAGUUAUAUGACUGAACCUAGUCACAUAAAUCUCUUUCCUUCAUGUAAUAAUUGUUGUCGUCACCUGUUAGCUUCUUAUAUGCUGGUGAAUGUGAAACAAGGAGGCAUUAAAUA